This is a messenger RNA of Pseudopodoces humilis (Tibetan ground-tit), 846 nucleotides long. RefSeq names its product tetraspanin 8 (gene TSPAN8). Lineage: Eukaryota; Metazoa; Chordata; Aves; Passeriformes; Paridae. Gene Ontology annotation, cellular component: plasma membrane. The record is from RefSeq and is a predicted model, not a curated record.
CUCAGCUUGUUGAAAAUGGGGGAAGUAAACAAAUGCAUGAAGUACUCCAUGUUCAUCUUCAACUUUUUGUUUUGGGUGUGUGGUUGCAUCAUUUUGGGAGUCUCUAUAUGGAUACGUGUUAGCGGUGCUCAGCAGGGGAUAGACAGCAGUAUGUUUGCAGGAGUUAAUCUACUAAUAGCCGUGGGAGCCAUCAUUAUGAUCCUUGGGUUCCUGGGGUGUUGCGGUGCUGUAAAGGAGAGCCGGUGCAUGCUGAUGUUGUUUUUUAUUGCACUGCUUCUGAUCCUGAUUCUUCAGGUCACAGGAGGUAUUUUAGGAGCAGUGUACAAAUCUCAGGUGGAAACAGCCCUUAACCUUACUCUAAGCACAAAUGUGAAUGCACUGCAAAGUACUACAGGAGAAUAUAAAGAGUAUCAGGAGGAGUUCCAGAAGUUUGAGAAACAGUACCAAUGUUGUGGAUUGGCAAACGGAUAUAAAGAUUGGGGAGAAAAUUUUAACAAACCUUCCUCAAACAUCUGCCAGUGUGAACCAGAGAAGCCAUCAUCAGAUCUCUGCAUUAGAUAUGGCAACAGAUACAUCUAUAAAAAGCCUUGUGGAGAAGUGAUUAUGCAACAAAUUAAAGACAAUCUGAUCAUAAUUAUGGGGAUUGCCUUUGGACUGGCUGUUGUUGAGAUUCUUGGUUUAGUGUUUUCUAUGAGCCUCUACUGCCAGAUCCGGAGAAAAUGAAACUGUGAAAAUGUCAGAACGAUGUCAGCAGUCAAAUCAAGACCUUUCUAGAAAGAAGGCUAGAGAUUUGGCUGGGCACAUUCAGAUGAAUACAUGCAUGUCCCAGGCAGCUGUUCUGAUGAA